Messenger RNA from Vicia villosa (hairy vetch), 558 nucleotides. RefSeq lists its product as uncharacterized. The record is from RefSeq and is a predicted model, not a curated record. The transcript has a single exon. NCBI's taxonomy places the organism in Eukaryota, Viridiplantae, Streptophyta, Magnoliopsida, Fabales, Fabaceae. The coding region runs from base 1 to 558 and encodes 185 amino acids.
AUGAAUUUUGGCAGUAAGUGGCUGCGUUGGAUUGAAGCUUGUGUUUGUUCUGCUUCUUUUUGGGUCCUAAUCAAUGGCAGCCCGACGGACGAUUUUAAGGCUAGGAGGGGCCUUCGUCAGGGGGAUCCCCUAUCCCCUUUCCUUUUCAUCCUUGCGGCAGAGGGGCUAGCCAGGUUAAUGCACAAUACUCUAUCUAGUCAUUAUUUUCUCCCAUUUUCAAUAAAUGAUGACCUUCAUAUUAGCUUGCUUCAAUUCGCGGACGACACGAUGAUUGUUGGUACGCCAUCUUGGGAGAACAUUGGGACUUUGAAGGGGUUGCUUCGAGGUUUCGAACUUUGCUCAGGCUUAUCUGUCAACUUCAGUAAGAGUAAGAUCCUUGGUUUCAAUGUGGAGAUGGAUUUCCUUCAGGCGGCUUCAGACUUUCUGUUUUGUGCUAUUAGUCCCUUUCCUUUCCAGUUUCUAGGAAUUUCGAUUGGCUGUAAUCCUAGGAGGAAAUCUGCUUGGUCGUUGAUUACCACCAAACUAAGAAACAUGUUGGCCUUGUGGAGAGGUAACUAG